Messenger RNA from Cylindrotheca closterium, 339 nucleotides. NCBI's taxonomy places the organism in Eukaryota, Bacillariophyta, Bacillariophyceae, Bacillariales, Bacillariaceae. The record is from the annotation of a GenBank genome assembly.
AUGAGGGCUGCUGUUAAACCUGAUGGGGAGGAGUAUUAUGAAUACAUCCUUUGUUAUGUUGAUGACAUACUAUGUAUGUCAAUGAAAGCCAAAGAAGUAAUGGAAGGAAUCGGAAAGUUGUUCAAAUUCAAGAAAAGGAAGAUUGAACUUCCAGAGAGCUAUCUAGGAGCCAGAUUGGACGGAGUCGAUAUGUGGACAAUGUCUAGCUAUGACUACGUUGUGGCAGCCGUCAAGAAUGUUAAGGAGACGUUGAAAGGUAACACCAAGUGGAAACUACCCAAGAACGCGCCAACACCAAUGACAAGCGCUUACGAACCGGAGAUGGAUGGAUCAAGCUAA